AUGUUCAGCCCAACACUCAGCCCGCGCAAACCAAGACGAGUGACAUCGUCACCACCCUUACCCUCCCCCUCAUACGCGCCAAAGUCGCCGUCGAUACGGUCUCCGGCAAUCACUGCUCCUUCUCGCGACAAAGAUGUUCGGACAACUUCGCUCUCGCCUGACCUUACCCCGACCCCAGGACGCAAGCGAGGCCCAGUAUCUCCAUUGUCGUCCUACGAGCUUCAAAAGCAGACACUAGCCCUCUCUGACAACGAUUCGGAUAUCAGCUCUCUGGAGGAUACCUACAACAACUCGGCUUCCCUCUCAGUGUCUCAAAAGGUUUCCUUGCGGGCAUCUUUCACUUUGGACGCGAAUAUGAGCAUGGAUUUGGACAGCGCUACCGACGACGAGCUCCCUACGGUGGAUGAAGCGACCAAGGAAGCCCCUGCGGCGAACCGUUUUUUGAGCCAGGAUGGUGGCAAGAACAUCGAGGCCCACCGAAACGCGAAGGAUGAGCGUGAUCUUGAAGACAUCAUGUCGUCUCAUGCCGGAGCCUCCAAGGCAACGAAAAAAUCCAAGGCGGCGAUCCAGGCGGAGCAAAUACAAAUUCAGAUGGAGAAAGAGCGAUUGAUGCGGAGCUCCACGUUCAAAGUCGACCAACGGUUCAAGAAGCAGACACUGUCAACGCUAUUGGAAUCCGCCCAAUCGAAACUGACCAUCGCUUUGGACGAUAGCUCCGAAGAUGAGACUGAGCAGGAUGCAGAACGUCGGGAGGAAGAGGCUCAGUGGAAACACUCGGCAACAAAGGCACUCCUCCUUUCUUCCAUCCCCAAAAGGGAGCGCAGCUUGAUUUCUCAAGAACUCAAGGCAGGCACAGGACCUGUCCCAAUUGACCGUCGAAUCGAAUUGGAGAGGGCGCUCCAAAUGUCUCCACUCUCCAACAAAAUCCAAGACAUGAAUCUGAACAAAACACCAGCGACAUCCUCGUCCUCGUCCUCCCAGACAUUGUCAACAAGAGUCUCACCUCCACCAAAGCCUGACUUUUCCCAAAGUCUGGGUAUGAGGCUGACCUCUCCGCAGAGGAGCCAGAGAACUAACACCGUCGCCAACAUUCAACAGUUCAACCUCCAGAUGGAGCGACAACUCGCCAAAGCCCACCUUAUGCGGCGCAAGAAACUGGAGGACGAGGCCAAGAGAUCUGGAACGUGGAGAUCACCAGAGGAUCAUGCAGCAGAGCAGUUGAGGAUUGAAGAGAAACGGAGUCAAGGCCUUGAUCCAGACGAGGACGCCGAUGAUGAGGAAGACGGAGACUACUAUCCUGAGGGGAAAAUUGCCGAAGAAGGUGAUAGCGAAAUGGACCGCGGCAGCGACAAUCAACUUGGAUCAGAAGAGUCGGACAACGAGAUCGAAGGGGGGGAUGUUGAAAGGCUGGAGGCACCCGCUGUUGGCGACGGGGACGAGGUUCGCGGUGGCGAAGAUGGCGAAGAUGGCAAAGAUGGCGACGAUGACGACGAUGACGACGAUGGCGAGGAUGAUGAGGACAAGGACACCGAUGAGGAUGAAGAGGAGAUGGUUGCCCCGGUCAAGAAAACUCGGAGGAAGAAUGUUAUCGGAGACGAUGAAGAUCUCAAGGUCGUUAUUGUCGAUCGUAGCCAGGCCAUUGUAGAUUCAGAUAGCGACGACCAGGAUGGAGUCAGCGGAGCGGACGAAUUUGGUUCGGGUAGUGGCGUUGGCGAGGAUGAUGAUGUUAGCGAUAUCGAUCAAGACAUGAAAGGAAUCGGUGGCACUCAAGGGUUUGGUGCGUUCUUCGAAUCAAGCUACGAUCCCAGCAAGUCCAAGAAGGCUGGAGCCCUGUCUGCGUUUGGCAGAGCGCCCGCUUCCGUGACAGACUCGUCCCUGUCGCCUAUCGUGAGCAGCGACCCAAGUCAAAUCCAGGCCAGCUACGGAAAUUCCCAAGGAUCCAUUGAUGGCGCCUUGGACUUUCUUUCCGGAAAGUUCCCUACGCAGACUCAGUACGGCCGCAGCCCAUUUGCCGCGUCUGCUUCCUCAGAGUCUCAAGUUCCUCCGACACUGGGAUCUCAAGGCUCGAUAGAGUUCGAAUCUCAAAUACCCAGGAACAUGGAGCCUCGAUUUUUUGACGAUGACGACCUCAAUGAAACAACAUCCGACCCCGUCCUUUCCAGAUCCAGGAAUGCGUUUGAAGUCAUGUCGAUGGCAAUGAACCAGGAGUCCGGACUGCGGCGACUUCACAAGCGAGAGGCGAAGCCCAAGCGUGCCCCAAUUUCCAAAGCUGAGAAGUCGGCGUUUAUUGAAUACGAGGCUGAGGAAGAGGAGGAUGAAUACAUGGGAAUGGGAGGAAUCGACUAUGAAUCUGACGUCGACCACGACGAUUAUGACCUAGGGGACGGUAUGGUCGACACCAGUGUUGUCCUUGACAGCCAAGAUGUGGAAAAUGUCAAGCAGCUGCAUAUGAAACACGAGCAGGAUCAGCAUGACAAGGAGAUCUCGGACCUCGUUCAUGGUAUUGCAGCUGGCAAUUUGUGGAAGCGGCGCAACGGGCAGAUCGAUGACCUUGACCUCUUCGACGAGGAAGACAUGGAUGGUCGUUUCCGUCGAAAGAAGAAGCUCAAGGUGUCGGAGAAGUUUGAGAUGCUCGCCGACAACCCAAACACCGCGGCAUUUGCGAGAGCUUUCAAGAAGAACAUGGAUGAUGACCAGCUAAUCUUUUUGAGCGAUGCGGAUGAAAGUGCCGAGGAGGACGGGUCAUCAAAGGACGAUCAAGGUGGCCCUCCUAGCGUCGUAAAGGACCAACAACAUCGGAUGUCGGAUGACGCAGAGUCGAGUGAGGAGGACGAAGAAGGCGAAUUGUUAAACACGGACAAAAGGCAGGAGAGGUUGCGGAAGGCGCGUUUGGUUCGCGACGAGAGCGAUCAGAGUUUCUAUGGCUCGAUGGAUCCCGAUGCUAUUACAUCUAUGACCAAGGGACAAGUUUUACCGUUCGUUGUUGCAUCAGAGGGUGAUAGGAUCGCGGGCGAUUCCAAGACCCUUAUGACCCCUUCGACUCCAACACCUGUUCGAGGUACAUCAAAGUCAACGGACUCGUCAACUCGCGGGACAUCUGCCUCCCAAGGUGACGCCAUCGACGAGUACAAGGACGUCAUGCGGCGCACAAAGGUCAUCCGUGAUAUUCUCGAUGGGGUGGACGAGGUUGUUGAGGAUGGAGGCAUGACGUCGCCUUCGCGCGCAAGGUCAUCCUUAUUCGGUUUGCAGGAUAGGAUCGUUGACCGCACGUCGUUGUCAGACUCGUCUGUGGCCCGCCCUUCUGUGGAUGCCCCGUCUGGAUUUGUGCAAGGCUCCUCGCACAACGACGUUGACGUCAGCGCCAUUGUGCGACCACGUUUGCUGACUCGCCAAAAUUCCUCCUUCUUGUCCGAGGAUCGACGCAAUCAGUUUCUGAGCACCGUAGGCGAGGACAGCCGAGGCGGAAACGCAUCCACGCGUGUUGUUAAAGAGGUCAAUCGACGCAAGAUGGCCUUUGCAACGUCCAAGAAGUCGACUUCGACAGGCUCACUCUCGACAUCUUCUGCGGCAGCUGUGACUGUUACUUCUUCCUCCACAACGUCAACGACAACAACCGCAGCUUCAGUGACAAGGACAGCUAAGAUUGCAAACCUGAAAAACGUGGGCGUUCAACGUGCUAUGAGCGCGAGUGGGUCGGGCCGACUGCUGCGGAUUUUGUCGCUCGAGGGAGAGGAGUAA
Molecule: messenger RNA, 3738 nt
Organism: Linnemannia hyalina
Lineage: Eukaryota; Fungi; Mortierellomycota; Mortierellomycetes; Mortierellales; Mortierellaceae
Source: the annotation of a GenBank genome assembly